This is a messenger RNA of Girardinichthys multiradiatus, 2575 nucleotides long. Its product is annotated as probable E3 ubiquitin-protein ligase TRIML1. NCBI's taxonomy places the organism in Eukaryota, Metazoa, Chordata, Actinopteri, Cyprinodontiformes, Goodeidae. The transcript is spliced from 2 exons. Gene Ontology annotation, molecular function: zinc ion binding; protein binding. The record is from RefSeq and is a predicted model, not a curated record. Bases 100 to 1734 code for a protein of 544 amino acids.
CAGUGAAACAGAAACUAAAAAGAGGACAGACACGAGUUUAAAUUAAUCCUGGAAGUCUGAAACCUUUACUGAAGCUUUCAUAUAGCAGAUUUUCUUUAAAUGGCUUCUGCCACAAGUCUAAUGACUGAUGAUAAUUUUUCUUGCUCCAUCUGUCUGGAUGUGUUCACUAAACCUGUAUCAAUUCCUUGUGGGCACACCUUUUGUCAUGAUUGCAUCACAAAACACUGGGAAACAGUUGAGCGUGUAUUUGAAUGUCCGCUGUGCAAAGAGACAUAUUACCAAAAGCCAACGCUCCGGGUCAACAUUUUUAUUGCUGACAUCUCAGAAAGGUUCAAAGACAUUGUGAAAAGGAAGGCAUCUUCACCCCUUCAAGAAGCAGAGGUUGGAAACGUGUUGUGUAAUUUGUGUGCAGAGCCAAAGUCCACUGCUGUAAAGUCUUGCUUAGUAUGUUUUAUGUCAUUCUGUAAAAAACAUCUCCAGCCUCAUCUAUUAUUACCCAAUUUACAGAGACAUAAGCUCAUCCAGCCAGUUAAUGACCUGCUAAGCAGGAUAUGCAAGACUCAUGGUGAACCUCUGGAGUUCUUUUGCAGGGUGGAUCAAAUCUGUCUUUGUUUGUCCUGCAAAAACAAAGAUCAUAAAACACACGAGGCAGUGACUUUUGAAGAGGAGGCAAAAAUAAGAAAAACCCGGCUGGAGAAAGAAAAGGAAAGCACUGAUAAAAUGAUCGAGGCACGUCAGCAAAACAUUUUUCACAUUCAAUGCUCGUUGGAAGGGAGCAGGAAUAAUGCAGAUGAAGCCCUGUCAUGCAAAAACCAUAUGAUAGCUGUUGUUACGGAUUACAUUUGCAGAAGCCAAAUUGAGCUGACUAACGUAAUCAAUACAAAGCUGCAAGGGAUUGAAAAAGAGGCGAAGGAUUUCAUUACGGAACUGGAGGCAGAAAUUAUGAAAAUAAAAAUGAAAAAAGAGCAACUUAAUAAAGCCUCAAUUGCAGAUGAUGACUUCACAUUUCUCGAGAAUGCCCUUUCUCUUACAGUAUCUUCACCCAAAGUGAAGGACUGGUCUGAUCUGAAACUUAACACUGACCAGUUUGCAAUUCAAGGUGCCAUAGCCGAGCUGCAGAUGUCAAUCACAAGCAAAAUAAAUUCACUGUGUGAUCCUACCUUUAGAGAGAAGCAGCAGUACGCUGUAGAUGUGACACUUGAUCCUGACACAGCACACCCUUUAUUGAAUGUUUCUGCAGAUGGGAAGCAAGUUGCCACUGAAAACCAAAAGAGAAAUAUUGAGAACAAACCAGAAAGGUUUGAUCAGGUCCUCAAUGUUCUGGCAAAAGAAGGCUUCACCUCUGGAAAAUCUUACUAUGAGGUACAGGUGAAAGGCAAAACUCAGUGGGACUUAGGAGUAGUGAGUGGGUCCAUCAACAGGAAGGGGGAUAUCAGACUAAGCCCAAAGAAUGGAUACUGGACCAUCUGGCUUAGAAAAGGAAAUGUGCUCACAGCCAAUGCUGACCCUGCUGUAAACCUGCCAAUGAGGCAGAUGCCUGAAAAGGUUGGAGUUUUUGUUGAUUAUGAGCAAGGUCAGGUUUCCUUUUAUGACGUGGAAGCGAGGGCAAUCAUCUUCUCUUUCACUGGAUACAACUUCAGCGAGAAGCUCUUUCCAUUCUUCAGUCCCUGCGUCAAUGACGGAGGUAAAAAUUCAGCUGCCUUGAUCAUCACACCUGUCACAAACAACUGCUGAGAGAUUGUUUUAGUUUGUGGACACAUUUUCUGACAGAUUACAAUUGUGCAACCCAGUUUUCAUUACACGAAUCCAUCUGUGGCAGUCUUGUAUACUAUAAUUUGAUGCAGUGUUUAUUUGUAAUGUAAAUGAACUCUAAAGGGUUAGCAGCAAUGACAUAAUGCCUCUAAAAGUGGAUCUGUGACACCAUAAGAGGAAAUAAAAGUCGUAUGCAGUAAAGUUGUUGUUUUGCUAUCAAAAUGUUCUGUGUUACUGUUUAUACCUUAAACUGCAGUGAUCUGUAAAAGCACUGUUACCAUGCAUGAUAUAGUUCUGUGACUGAUAUUCACCCAUUCAGAGCUUUAAUGUAACAAAGCACAAACAGAAUCAAAGAAAAAUUAUAAUUUGUGAUUCAGUUGCUCCAAAAUGGCCCUAAAUGGGAAUUCUCCUCUCAACAUAUUACUGUAAUGAAAAUCAGUUUGAUUUUGUUGGCCUUUUGUUAUAUUGCCUCUCUGCUUAGCUUUUUAAUUAUGUUUUUGAAAACAUUUAACUCAACAUGCUUUAGAAGAAUUUCAAUGAAAAAGGACAACUGGAUUAGUAAAAGGGACACUGCUGGAUGAUUUUCCAUUGAAACUUGGGAGCAAAAGAAAAAUGUUAUGUAUGUCUAUUAAUACAUUUUGUAUUUUAUGUUUGUGUGUUAUUUGUUCAUUUAAAGACUGAAAAUAUCCGUCUUCUGGAAAUCACAGCUUAUAUGGUCUUUUAAGAGGUUAGCAAUUGUUAAACUAUAACUCCAUUGUUUCCUAUUGUUAGAUUGUUUUGAAAAUUACUCGUUGGAUAUAAAUAAAAUCCUUACAAUAUUGUU